This is a messenger RNA of Mobula hypostoma (lesser devil ray), 4935 nucleotides long. RefSeq names its product bromodomain-containing protein 3-like. Bases 308 to 2584 code for a protein of 758 amino acids. Lineage: Eukaryota; Metazoa; Chordata; Chondrichthyes; Myliobatiformes; Myliobatidae. Gene Ontology annotation, biological process: chromatin remodeling; regulation of DNA-templated transcription. Gene Ontology annotation, cellular component: chromatin; nucleus. The record is from RefSeq and is a predicted model, not a curated record. The transcript is spliced from 13 exons.
GUGCCGGCAUGCUAGGAGUUGUAGUCCGAAUUGACUCAGCCCCGACGCUUUCUGACCUUUGGUCCCGGAGCGGAGAACUGCACCUCCCAUCGGGCCCCGCGCGGGCAGCGCAGGCGCAGUGUCUCGGCGGGCUCCGUAUGUCGCCGCGGAGGAUGCACGAAGAUUAGAGGCGAGCCAGCAAGCGGCCGCUGGUUGCAGCGGCGCGGAUCCGCGGGGCAGGUUGCACCGUGGGACAGAAGUUGGAGAUGGGAUUUGAAUCACCUUUGGGGACCAUUGAGCUAACAACAGAGUCUAGAGAUUGCCAUUGAUGCGUAACGUAUUACGGUGCCUACAGAUGUCAGCAGCAGUUCCAGCUCCUCAGCCACUGGCCUCUGUUGGGACAACUGUUGCUUUGUCUCCAGUGGUUAUGAACCCCAACAAGCCUGGACGUGUGACUAACCAACUCCAGUACAUGCUGAAAGUGGUGGUGAAGACCCUGUGGAAGCACCAGUUUGCCUGGCCUUUUCAUGUACCAGUCGAUGCACAGAAGCUUAACUUGCCAGAUUAUCAUAAAAUCAUCAAGCAGCCCAUGGACAUGGGCACGAUAAAGAAAAGGUUAGAAAACAACUAUUACUGGAGUGCAAGUGAAUGCAUGCAGGAUUUCAACACCAUGUUCACCAACUGUUACAUAUACAACAAGCCCGGUGAUGACAUUGUGCUGAUGGCGCAGACUCUGGAGAAGAUCUUUCUGCAGAAGGUUGCUCAGAUGCCUCAGGAAGAGGUGGAACUGAUGCCCUCGGUACCAAAGGGCAAAGGUCGAAAACAACCAGGAAUCCAGCAGGUGGCAGCAGUGUCUUCAGCUAGUGAGCCAACAGCUUUCCCGGAAGCUCCACCUGAGGUCUCUCCAACUCCCAUCAUAAUCCCCACUCCGGUGCCAACCACCCUGCCCACCCAGGUCACCGCAGCUCCUGCUCAAUCUUCAAGUCCAAUGAUGUCGGUGAUCCCACCACCAGCACAGCCUGUUACCAAGAAAAAAGGUGUGAAACGGAAAGCGGACACGACGACUCCCAGUACUUGCGCCAUCACCGCGAGCAGCUCUGAGUCCCCUCCUCCCUCCUCAACAGAAUCCAAACCUGCCAAAUUGACGUCCCGGCGGGAGAGUGGGCGCCCGAUUAAACCGCCAAAGAAAGACCUGGAAGAGGUGGAGCUCCAGCAAGCGCCUGGCAAGAAAGGGAAACUGACUGAGCACCUGAAGCACUGUGACAGCAUCCUGAAAGAGAUGCUGUCGAAGAAACAUGCAGCUUAUGCCUGGCCCUUCUACAAGCCUGUAGAUGCUGAGGCCCUGGAACUGCACGAUUAUCAUGAAAUCAUUAAACAUCCAAUGGACCUCAGCAGUGUGAAAAAAAAGAUGGACAGCAGGGAUUACACAGAUGCCCAAGGAUUUGCUGCUGAUAUCCGUUUAAUGUUUUCCAACUGUUACAAAUACAACCCUCCAGACCAUGAAGUGGUGGCAAUGGCCAGGAAAUUGCAGGAUGUGUUUGAAAUGCGGUUUGCGAAAAUGCCAGACGAGCCUGUUGAUGUCUCCCCUCCCCCUCCCCUCCCACCACCAGUCGCUGCCAAACCCAAAAUGACGUCAAGUGACAGCAGCCGGGAAUCCUCGUCCAAUUCCAACAGCUCCGAUUCUGAGGAGGAGCGGGCAAAUCGAUUGGCGGAACUGCAGGAGCAACUGAAAGCUGUUCAUGAACAGCUGGCAGCAUUAUCCCAGGCUCCUGUCAGCAAACCAAAGAAGAAGAAAGAGAAGGAGAAAGAAAAAGAAAAGAAGGAGAAAAGAAAGAAGGAAAAACAUAAGGUGAAAGUUGAAGAGGAGAAGAAGGGGAAGUCCUCACAGGGGACUAAGCCAGCACAGUCCAAGAAGCACAGCAGCAAGAAGCCAAGCAGUGGGAAUACAGUGCCCAGAGCCCUGAAGAAGGCUGCAAAGCAAGCUGUUCCGGUGCACGACUCGGAAGAGGAGGAGGAAGCUCAGCCCAUGUCCUAUGACGAGAAGCGCCAGCUGAGCCUCGAUAUUAACAAGCUGCCAGGUGAAAAGCUGGGUCGCGUGGUGCACAUCAUUCAGUCAAGGGAGCCCUCUCUCAGGGACUCUAACCCCGACGAAAUUGAAAUAGACUUUGAAACUCUGAAGCCCACAACUCUGCGAGAGCUGGAGAGAUAUGUUAAAUCUUGUUUACAAAAAAAACAACGGAAACCAUACAACAAUUCCCCCGAAACGUUCAUUGGUAGAGACGGUGAAGAGCAGCAGCCCCAACACCGAUCCCUGUGGGACUCCACUAGUAACCGGCCCCCAUUACCAGCUGCAUCAUCAAAGAAGAGCAUGGGGAAGACGAAGGAGGAGCUUGCUCAGGAAAAGAAGAAAGAGCUUGAGAAACGAUUGCAGGACAUGAGUGGACAAUUUAAUCACAACAAGAAACCCAACAAAAAAGCGGAGAAGUCUGAUACCGGUCAAGGAGGGGGCCCUUCCCGGCUCAGUGGCAGUAGCAGUUCAUCCUCUGACUCGGGCAGCAGCAGUUCCAGUGGAUCCAGCUCCUCAGACACCAGCGAAUCUGAAUAGCUCUGCCUUGCCUUGCAACCUGGAUGCUGGAUGUACAGUUUAAGCACAGAGGGCUUGCUCUGCUCCCGGCCUGCACAACCUGAACCUUACCUCAAUGGAUUCUGAGGCUGUGCUUAUACAUAUUUUAAUGGCUGAACUCGAUGUGAGGGGACCCUGACAAGCACAUCCCAUCGAUGAUCAUUUACCCAAGAACCCAUUGAGUGCAACUGGAUGUGAAUGUUACUGUGACUGAGUGUUUUGCGUGAAUGUUGCUUGUGACUCUGUAUGUGUGUGGGUGUGUAUGUGUGUCUGUCUGCACAAUGAGUGUGUGUGUGUGUGAACCUAAUUUAUUGAUGUCAAACAAAUAAAUCAAUUUGGGACCAAUGGAAGAAGAUGCCACACAGGAUUCCAUUAUGUGCAUGGCCUAAGAUCUGUGAGAUUCUUCACUUUUUUAUCCAGGCAGUACACAGGCCGGUGCUUAGUCACUUUGGGUGCUCUAUUCAAUCUCUACUUUUUCUUAAAAAAAAGACGUCGUUUUAUUCAGGUGGGAAGGAUGGGAGGGAUGGGGGAAGUGUACAGAGGGAGUAUUAAAAGUUGGGGAUCAGGGUUGGAAAAAACGAACCAAUUUCAGGUUCGUUCAUUUCUUUCAGAAAUAAUUGGAGAAGACGAAGAUGGUGUUUUAAGACCAAGAGACUUGAAAAUCAUGGCUGCGUUUUUGUCUUUGCAUUUGUGGGUUUCUGAGUGUGUCUUGUAAUGGGGUAUUUUUUUUUAAUUUUUACUCCGAAUAUUUUAUUCUCUUAAUCAGAAUUGAGCUUUGAAGCUCAGAGAUCCUGAUAACAGACUGAUACCAGUGGAUAGCACUGAUUGUGAUUAUGAGCUACUCUGCCCCUAUGUUAUUGACUUCUUGCUCUCUUUUACUGAGCUCUCACUCUCAAUCUUGGUGGUAUGAACUCUUUCUCCCCAUGCAACAGACUGAAUUCUGUCUACCUCUGUUACAGAUUACUCAUUUUGUCACUAAUUGCAACUUCUGGCUUAUUUAAUGACUGCUUGCUGCGAUCUUACAUAAUAACCUGUCUCACCUAAUUUCUUGGUUAAUAUUGGUUUCUUCUGUUAAUGCACUUCCUAUAUCUCUGAACUUUUCAUUCUCCCAUUUGUGGAGGUCCAAAACUUGACCCAGAGUUUGGACACGAAAAUCACACCAAAUCUCUUGGUUUGGGCUCUUAAAUAUUUUCUUUUCCCUUGGAAAUUUGCCUUUUUAUGUAUUGUGCAUGCAGGUUUACAGUAACUCCUAAUAUUUUUAAUGCUGUUAUAAUUUUAAAUUCUGUUGAUAGAAAAUGUUAGGUACAAGUUGAUGUAGUAAUUGCUUAUUGUAUAAAGCAAUGUGUCAGUACUGGCUGCUCGACAGAAACAAUCUACUCGGUUAUCGCGUGACCUCUUAUUUUGUUUCUUUGUUGACCUUCAGAGGAGGGAGUAAUGUGGGUCCCAUAUUGCAGGGUUCAGAUUUUCAUAAUAAAUUCCAAAAAGUGCUUACGUGUUUGUUGAUUGUAUCUCUGGUUUACUGUCUGUCCUGAUCUCUCUCUAGUGUAUCUUUUGUGGUUCCCUAUCUUUUGUAGUUCUUGACCUCCUGCCCUCAACUCUACCUGUAUUGUUCCUGCAGUACCUAGUGAAUCGACUGAACAUAGUCUUUGUUGUUUUAAAGAGACUGAAUCUUCCCAAAUGAUGUGGACCGAUCCUCUCAGACCACAGUUACAGUCAGGCAUCUUGCUUACCACCCUCCCCACUGAUGGUCCCACCUCUCUUGUCAUUUUAUGGUGUGUUUUCUGACUAUAACUUCAUUUGUUGCCUCCCUGUUCCUUCAGUUCUCCUUUGCUUUAUAUUUCUGUCCCUAACUUCACUGUUCAAUGUUGGGGUGAAGUUGAAUGAGGAACACAAUAUAAGUUUACCACAUGUCAUUCCUCAAUAGAAGCUGGGAACAAUACUUGAUUUGUUUAAACCUGAUGCCACUCCAGGAGACUUUGGGAAUGAAGCCUGGCUUCACUGAGCUUUUAAAGUGCGUUGGAUAUGAGUUUUCCCCCUCAUGGUAGAUUUUUAUGAGAAGCAUUCUCAGAAAUGUUCAACUUUAGAAGUCCUCCCAGGAGGUGUUUUUGCAUUUCUGUAGGCUCUAACAAUCAGGUGAGUUCUUAACUCUUUUCUAGUCGGUUAAUGACAUUUAAAUGUUACAGUGGGGAAUGACAGCAGCUGCUGUCUACACAGCUAGUUCACACAUAAUGAUUGGUGAUCUUUUAGUAAUGUGGGUAAGGGAUUGUCAGUAAUGACUAGGCUGUUUUUGGUAAUAUUGGUAAGGCUGUGUUUAUGGAGGUGUUGGGGUGGGG